This is a messenger RNA of Triticum urartu, 940 nucleotides long. The record is from RefSeq and is a predicted model, not a curated record. NCBI's taxonomy places the organism in Eukaryota, Viridiplantae, Streptophyta, Magnoliopsida, Poales, Poaceae.
GCGGCGGCGGAGUUCAUGCCUUGGCGUAAUGGUGGCGGCGUUCUGCACCGAGCAGCGUCUGUUGACCCCACCGCGGUGGUGGAGGCCGGCGCCGUCGUGCACUACGGUGCUGUGAUUGGCAAGGAGGUGGUCAUCGGAUCUGGGACCGUGGUCGGGCCUUCGGUAUCCGUGGGGCAGUCCACCAGGAUCGGCAACUGCUCGGUGGGCGAGUUCUAUACGAUCCACAAUGGCGCCUGCAUCGGUCAAGACGAUUUUGGUUUCUUUGUGGACAAGGAUGGACAGGUCAAGAAGAAACCACAAGAGCUUUAUGCAAGAAUUGGAGACAAUGUGGAAAUAGGCGCAAAUACAUGCAUUGACAGAGGCAGUUGGAGAGACACAAUGAUUGGAGAUGACACGAAGAUUGAUAAUCUAGUUCAGAUAGGUCACAAUGUGGUGAUAGGAAAGUGCUACUUGAUUUGUGGACAAGUAGGGAUCGCAGGUUCUGCAACGUUGAGUGACUACAUAGUAUUAGGUGGUAGGGUGGCCAUCCGGGAUCAUGUCUCCAUUGCUUCAAAGGUUAGACUUGCUGCAAAUAGUUUGGUGACAAAGGACAUUCAGGAGCCCGGUGACUAUGGCGGAUUUCCAGCUGUCCCAAUAAAUGAAUGGCGUCGACAAACUGUGAACUUGCGCUUGUUUUCGAAGAAACACCAUGAUAGAAGAUAGUAUCUCUGCAAUCCCAGUGACAUCAAAUGUGUUGAACUUGAUUCUCUUGAAGUGAAGUCGCAAUAUCUCACUACACAACUAGCAUUGAAAUUGGUAUCCGAAACAAUCUUCACCAUGGAAGUUGGAUUCUUUAUUGUUUAAACUUGUAUACUUACUACUAUUAAAGAGUGCCGUAGUGCUGCACGACAUGCAUUGCUGCCAAGAGGAUUAAAGGAUGGUUUGUGAAAUUGUGAGGCUA